Molecule: messenger RNA, 457 nt
Organism: Arabidopsis lyrata subsp. lyrata
Lineage: Eukaryota; Viridiplantae; Streptophyta; Magnoliopsida; Brassicales; Brassicaceae
Source: RefSeq, a predicted model, not a curated record
AUGAAUUAUCUGCCAAAAGAAUGUUUUAUCACAAAGCUUAGAAUAGAGACCAAAGAGAUACUACGAGAGCUGAUAUUUUUAAACUUUUUGGAGAAGAAAUACAGUCCAUAUCUUCAUCUUUUUGUUAUUUUAUAUAUAUAAAUAAUAAUAAUAAGUACAAUAAAACAUAGCGAGUGGAGAGGACUCAGAGAAGUUACAAUGUCCAAAACAAAGGAGCAGAAGAAGCGUAAGAAAGGCGCAGAUGUCGUCGAUAAAAUUUAUCAACGAGAUCUUCCCAAGAUUUGGAAUCUGUCCACUUGUAUUGCCACUCAAUGUUAAUUAAGAGGAAAAAAAAACAAUAACACCUGAAUAUCCUCGAAAAGGUGCUGUUUUUUUUUUCUCUUCUUUUUUUUUUCCUCUUCCAUUCUCGUGGUUACUGCUGCAUGCAUAUUUAACUUUGGUUUAGUAAUGCAUGGAA